UAAGUUUCAUUGUUCUUUUAUUUUCUGUUUAUAUUUUAUUUUCCGCAUUAUAUUUUCCGAGACUAUUUUCUUCCAUAUUCAAGCUUAUCUAUGCUUCAGAUUCACACAUACAAUUUGAAGCAUCAACACACUACAUGAGGUCAUAUCAUUAUAUCAAAAAAAAAAAAAAAAUCAUACUAGCACAUGCAAGAUUAGAAACACAAACAAAUAAUCAAGCAAACCUUAUUUCAGUCAAAUGAAUAAUUUGGUGAAUUAUUUCAUGAAAGAUAUGAAUCUCCUCCCUACAAUGAUGCCAACAAAAUAAAUAAAUACAAAAAUUUGUAGAUUUUGUAGGCGAAUGGAAUAAUCCAGCAAACUGUUAUUUCAAUAUUUUUGUUUUGUCUGUUAAGUUGGGGACCUCCUUUUGUUUGUGCAGCAGCACUGCAUAUUUUAGCCAAUUCUAUCUCCUUAUGGUCAGUAUUCAUCCACACUCUCUUCCUAUCUUCAUACAUACACUCUCCAUCUCCUUCCUCCCAACUACGGUUAAGCCACGCCGAUGGCCCUUUGGGAGAAGCAUUUGCUCCUCCUCGCCUUCCUCUGCGCAGCACUCCUCAUCCAAGAUGCCACAGGGUCUAGAGUUCGAACGGGACAUGGCAGAGAGUAUGUUAUUGCAUCAUCAGGAGGAAUACAAGAUGGCUCUAGAAGAUUGCUGAUUGGCUCGGUGGCACCAACGUGCACCUACAACGAGUGCAGAGGGUGCCGGUUUAAGUGCAGAGCCGAACAAGUUCCCGUUGAAGGCAAUGAUCCUAUAAACAGCGCUUAUCACUACAAAUGUGUUUGUCACAGAUAGAAUUUUUGCACCUUUGAGUUUUUUGUCCAAAUAUAGGAGCAUCAGCCUUUCCUUAUGUUUUCAUACUAUUUCUUACUACUGAAAAAAUAUAGAUUCAUUUUGUCCAGAA
Molecule: messenger RNA, 938 nt
Organism: Salvia splendens (bonfire salvia)
Lineage: Eukaryota; Viridiplantae; Streptophyta; Magnoliopsida; Lamiales; Lamiaceae
Product: EPIDERMAL PATTERNING FACTOR-like protein 9
Exons: 3
Coding region: 536-829 (97 amino acids)
Biological process (GO): positive regulation of stomatal complex development
Source: RefSeq, a predicted model, not a curated record